AUGCGUUCGUCUUACUUGCUCGCCGGUGUCUAUCUAUUCGCUGCUGUCUCUGGUGCCAUCAACGAUAUCGAGGAACGAGCUGAUCCCCUGAGCGAUAUCAUUCCCUCGCCAAGUGCCACUGGUGGCGAUACUGCAACUUCAUCUGCCAGUGAUACCAAAACCAACACUGUUGCCUCGCAGACCGAAACUGCUCCCGCAACAUCAUCAACAAGCUCUGCGCCUGAGCCUACCUCGACCUCUACCACAUCACAGGCCCCACCGACCACGUCUACAUCGACGACUUCGACUUCGUCGACCUCGUCCACUUCGUCUACAUCUACUACAUCUUCUAAAUCGUCUACGUCAACCACGGAUACAGUCGCUUCUCAGACCACCAACCCCCCAUCAACUAGCUCGACCUCGACUGCUCCAGACGCGACUGCCUCCGCUACUCAUACUGGACCCGUUACAGAGACCACCACUAUCUCUUCCGGAACCUCAACCAGCACUGGAACCGAUGCUGCAGCAUCUAGCACUUCCCCUAAUGCCAGCAUCAGCACGGGUGGAUCCAGCUCCAGCAGUGGACUGAGCACAAACACAAGGAAUACUAUCAUCGGUGUUGUCGUUGGUGUCGGUGGUGCCAUUUUGAUCGCUGGGAUCGCCUUCGUUUUGUGGAGAGUCUGGGGACGCAACCGACAUAGUGAUGACAACGAUGAGGAUGAUCUGAUGGGUACCGGCACUGCAGUGGGCUCCAACCUCCGCGAAAAGGCACCUAGCCCGGGAUCUACUGGAACGCCAUUCCGAUCUACCCUUGACCAGUACCACAAUCCGGGCCCUGUGAACGCCGCCUCCAACUUCUAG
Molecule: messenger RNA, 840 nt
Organism: Talaromyces proteolyticus
Lineage: Eukaryota; Fungi; Ascomycota; Eurotiomycetes; Eurotiales; Trichocomaceae
Exons: 1
Coding region: 1-840 (279 amino acids)
Source: RefSeq, a predicted model, not a curated record